AUGAUCCCGUUCCAGAACAUGAAGAGGCUGCGGGUGAAUGCCAGAACUGCAGGCUUUGACCGGCAUUUGCUGUCGCACAGAGGCGAUUCGCGUCAGAAGAAGACGAAUCCAAAUCGAGUACGCGACGAAGCUCAGUUUGAGUUGGUCUACCUGCGUGACAAAGUGAGCGAGCUCGAGUCGAAACUGCGCGCACUUCAGCUGAGUUCACCAGCGGUAGAGGCAGGCGUGUCGGUGUCUUCUUCGCCGAGUCCGUUGACUCGAAUGCCUCAAGUAUGGGAGGGAAUGGCGGGUCGUCAGAGCCGCCAUCGUGAGCAAGCCGAGCACGAGAACGCGCGCCUGAAAGUGUUGGUGGAGCGCAAGCAAAAGAUGGUGGUUACCCUGUGCGAGGCGUUGCAGAAGCGAUUCAUUGACCAGAAUGCCAAAUACUGCCGCGGCGUUGACGCAAAGCAGCCCUCUAUUCAAGUAGUGGAUUUCCAUGGAGACAUCGGAGACUUUCAGGACCUAAUUCAACGUCUUGAGGCUGCAUAUCAGGAGCAAGACCGCGUGUUUGUAACGAACGGACUCGCAAACGUUCAAUUCCCGACGGAUGUUGUUCAGAUACGCGAAGUCGAUGACAAGCAAGUUGAGAUUUUUGCGAGCAAACUGCUACCUUUUAGUCUACAGGACGUGGGCGAGGCUGCGUGGGACCACUUCAAGGGCAUCGAGAAGCACCUGGGCAACGGUGGACUGUACGGGAAGUCCAUGAAGAACCUGGACCAUCCUUUCACCAUUAUUGAGUACUUUACGAAGGAAUUUUACUCGAAAAACUUGCGAGCGGAUGUGCAGGCGAAGCAGAUCGUCCGGCGCUGCGUGGAAGCAGACCGGGACAUGAUCGUGUUCGUGUCGAGCAUGACGCCCAUCGAGAUCAAGCACAAGGCCGUCAGCGGACUGGUCUACCACGCUCAAGAGUACGCACUGACAAGGCGACUUCCAGAUGCCUCAGUCGGGCAAGAUCUGUCCCUGCUUCAGCUCUGCACCCGCUUCUCGAUCGAGUGUGAGCCGGGCGUCAAGUUCGACGCUCGGUACCUCCGCUCUGUCGCGCGGUUCUGGAUCGGCAACAUCGCUGGCAACCUCCGCUGCUACCUAGACCGAAUCGAGAAUGCCCUCGUCGACCAGGCACUCAGAAGAAGAAGACAAGAGCUAUAA
This is a messenger RNA of Phytophthora sojae, 1185 nucleotides long. RefSeq lists its product as hypothetical. The record is from RefSeq and is a predicted model, not a curated record. Lineage: Eukaryota; Oomycota; Peronosporomycetes; Peronosporales; Peronosporaceae. Bases 1 to 1185 code for a protein of 394 amino acids. The transcript has 3 exons.